AUGGACGCGAGCUUGAAAUCGAGAAAUAGCGGCAGCAAUUCGAGUGGCAGCAGUGGAUAUGGAGGGAAGCCGUCUGCGUUGACUAACAGCAGUAACAAUGCCCCUAUUCAACAAACAAAACAUGUCAAAGAUAAAAAUCAUAAAAAGAAAAAGCUGACUCCUAUUUCUCAAACCGAAGUCACUGAAAUAAAACCCCCAAAGACUGCAGUAACCGAUAAGUCAAUCGCAGAUAACGAAAAUGCUCCGGAUAUUUCGAUAAUCGUACCAAAUUCAGUUGCACAGCAGAGUACAACAAUUGAAACCCAAGUUGUCACAAUCCCAGAAAAUGCCCCGUUGCUUAUGAGCGUAGAUAAUAAAUUUAGUUCUACAGUUCCUGAUGUCGAAAAACAACCAAUUGCUUCCAGUACGCUUUUGGAGAAGAUUGCUGAAACGCCGGGAGAAGAUACUACAUCCCAAACUCCACCAAAUAUAAAUGAAGAUGUACGAAUUGUGGACUAUGCAUUUAUAUAA
Molecule: messenger RNA, 510 nt
Organism: Ctenocephalides felis (cat flea)
Lineage: Eukaryota; Metazoa; Arthropoda; Insecta; Siphonaptera; Pulicidae
Product: period circadian protein-like
Exons: 5
Coding region: 1-510 (169 amino acids)
Source: RefSeq, a predicted model, not a curated record